This is a messenger RNA of Anoplopoma fimbria (sablefish), 3151 nucleotides long. It is a transcript of the gene rgl3a, whose product is annotated as ral guanine nucleotide dissociation stimulator-like 3a. Gene Ontology annotation, molecular function: guanyl-nucleotide exchange factor activity. The record is from RefSeq and is a predicted model, not a curated record. The coding region runs from base 1 to 2385 and encodes 794 amino acids. Gene Ontology annotation, cellular component: plasma membrane. NCBI's taxonomy places the organism in Eukaryota, Metazoa, Chordata, Actinopteri, Perciformes, Anoplopomatidae. The transcript is spliced from 17 exons. Gene Ontology annotation, biological process: positive regulation of GTPase activity; Ras protein signal transduction.
AUGAGGAAUAUUAUUCCUGUGAACGGAGGCGGUGAUGGAGGGGAGUCCCGCAGCCUCCGCAGCCGGGUGGGCAGGAUGAAGAAGCUGCUUUGGCUCAGGCCGAGUCACUGCGUGGACGUCCACAUGGACACAGAGCCCGGCGUGUGGCUGACCAGCUUCCAGUUGUUAGACACAGAUGGACAACACGAGGAUCCGGUGCAGGAGUGGGGGGAGGAGGAGGAGGACGGGGCUGUGUUUGGCGUCACGCUGCGCAGGGAGCCCGUCCUGCCGAGCUCAGACACACCGGAGCUCCCGACAGCCUUCAGCUUCGUUCAGUACCACACGGUGAAGUUGCGCAGGCUGAAGGCCGGCACCCUGGAGCGCCUGAUCACCCAACUGCUGCACCCCGAGCACCAGGAGCCCGACUUCAUCCGAGUCUUCCUCUGCACCUACAGGGCCUUCACCUCCACCAACACCCUCAUCGAGCUGCUGUUUCAGAGAGAGGACGCAGUCAGCAACCUGGAUAACACUGUCUGCCUACGCAGUACCUUAUACCCGGUGAUCCGGCUGUGGCUCGAGGAAUACGGUGAAGACUUCCAAGAGCCCCCUCAGUAUCAGGCUCUCCGGCUGUUGUGUGUCCACUUGCGGCAUCGCCUCUGUUUCAGACGCUUGGCUCAGACUGCAGAGAGCCUCCUCAAGAGGCUCAAGGAACAAGAUUGCAGCCAGUCUGCGUCACAUCGCAACAGUGUAUCACUACAGCAAGAGCACAGAGAUCAGGAAGACAAACACAACUUUAUGGACUUCUCUGUGAGAGAAGUGGCCGAGCAGCUGACCCGUUUGGACGCUGAGCUGUUUGUCAAAGUGGUGCCCUUCCACUGUUUGGGCUGCGUCUGGUCCCAACGGGACAAGAAGGAAAACAGAAACCUGGCGCCCACCGUCCGCGCCACCAUCUCCCAGUUUAACGCCGUCACCAACCGUGUCAUCACCUCACUCCUCUGCCCGUCCUCUCCCAGCCCUUCCACUUCCUCUCCCAUCUCAUCACCCAGCUCCUCCUCUAACUUCCUGUACCCCUCAACUGCUCCGAGCUCACCUCACGGCUCCCACACCAGCCCUGCCCACAGGGCUCGCAUCAUCGAGGGCUGGAUUGCUAUAGCUCAGGAGUGCAGAGAGCUGAAGAACUUCUCCUCUAUGAGGGCCAUCCUUUCAGCCCUGCAGUCCAACUCUGUGUAUCGGCUCAAGAAGACCUGGGCUGCCGUAAGCAGGGAAACUAUGAACACCUUUGACCACCUGAGUGAGACUUUCCCUGAUGUGAACUGUGUGCUGACCAGCAGGGAGAUCCUUGUGGAGGAUGGGACUCAUUCAGAUGGCAGUGCCACCCCGGGCUCAGCAUCCAGACUUAGCUUCAGCAGUGGUGUUGUGCCGUACCUGGGCACCUACCUGACUGUCCUCACCAUGCUGGAUACAGCUCUGACUGACACUGUGGAGGGCGGACUCAUCAACUUUGAGAAGCGAAGACGGGAGUUUGAGAUUCUCUCUCAGAUUCGACAGCUUCAGUCUUCCUGCUCCCGCUACAGCCUCCCAGUAAAUCCUUAUAUCACCGCCUGGCUGCAGGGCCACACACUGCUUACAGACCAGGAGAGCUAUGAGCUGUCUCGUGAUCUGGAGCCUCCAGUUGACCCCUGUCCCAGCUCUCCCAACAGUUGGAGCAGUCGUCUGCUGACUAAGAAACUCACUUUGUUACGAACAGGCAGCGACAACUCCCUGAGAAAGACCCACUCUGACCAGAUCAGUGUGUCAUCUUCUGGCUCCAGCGGUUCAGAGAUGGAGGACCUCUCUGUCCCCCAGCCCUCCCCUCUAAGACUCAAACUCAAGUCUCUCUCAGGCUCUCUCCACAAUGUUGCAGAGGAUUUCUCCUCCAGCUCCACGUCUUCCUCUCCCAGUCUUUCCAGCUCCUCCUGCGGCUCCUCCCAUCCAGACCUCAGCUCUUCCUCUCUGGCCCUGAGCCCAGAGUCAUUGUCGUCCUGCUGCUCCUCUCAGGCCGUGCUGCCCGUCUACAACAAACAGGUUGCUGACUCGUGUAUCAUCAGGGUCAGCGUGGAGUCCGUUUGCAAUGGAAACGUCUACAAGAGCAUUCUGCUGACCAGUCAGGACCACACGCGUCAGGUGAUCGAGAGGGCUCUUGAAAAACACAACAUUGAGGAUGUCGGCUGCCAAAAUUUCAACCUCUGCCAGAUGCUCAACAAUGGAAAAGAUCUUCAGAUCCCCGACAAAGCCAACGUGUUUUAUGCCAUGUGCACCUCCGACAACUACGACUUUGUGCUACGUCGGCGUUGGAGGGGCCACGGGAGACGUCUGGGCUCCUCCUCCAGUCCUGGAGCUCAACCCAAGAGCCGAUACGCCAAGUGACAAGCAUCUCUGCCGGCUUAAUGUUAGGAGUUCAUCUAGAAUACGAAAAGGGGGCAACUCAUCUGCAAACAACAGCCCAACAACACUUUGAUGGCCGUUUGUAUCCUCUCAUCAACGUGAGAUUUUCUCUGUAGAGCAGAUAUGAGCCACGCUGAAAGGAAGACUCACAAGCAAUCAAUGCUGAAAAGUAAUCCUGAGUUUUCAUGAAGGGAGCAACAGUGAAAUGUGUAAAACCAAGAAUUACUCUGGACUGUUAAAAGAGUAAUGCAAGAAGAGAGAGAUGUCCAAGUACACAGAAGAGAGACACCGCAAAGAUACUGAGAAAGACAAAGGGAUUCUCAUUUUGUUCACUAUCAUCUUAAACAUCAAAACAUCUUUGGAUAAAUGAACCAACAUUCACACAGGACAAACAGGAUGAGGAUGAAAACUUGGACUCGUACAGCAGAUGUGGGACUUUUCCUUCUGCCUGUGUGGCUGAAUGAGUAACUAACUAUUAACUACGCAAAGCAGAGUGUGGGAACACGCGUACUGUUAGUUGAUGAGUCAACAUUUCAGUCGGCAUCCAAGAGCAACGAGACUCCCUUAAAUCAAAUGGUGUUUGAAACACUGUUUGGACUCUUCAUUGAGUUUCCAUUUGUCUGUAAUAAGUAUUCAGUCGUCUUCUAGUUGAGGAUUUAAAUGUUUUAUUUUAACUUAAUAAAAUGUUAUCAAUUUAAAUUAUUAAAUGCAUUUCAGUAUUCAGCUUUUAGAGCAUAAGGGGCAAAGA